AUGUCGAUGAAACUUUUUGUUUCAAGUGUUUUGGUAUUAAUCAAUGCCAUUUGUGUUCAAUGUGUCUACAUGGAUGAAGCAUAUUUGACUGACUGGCAUUUAGCUAAUAUUGGUGAAUAUAGAUGUGUUUUUGAUAGUCAAAAGAAAGAUAAAUUGAUUAUAUUGUCUGAAAUUGAUGAAGGUACCGUGAUUACUUAUCUUAAUAAGACAGAUGGUACACCAACUGUCAGACAAAAAUUAUCCAGUGUGGUAGACGAUGUCUUGCGUUAUGGUGACAAUGACAUUUAUUUUAAAAGUGGAAACGACUAUAUUAAAUUCAAUGAUGAAGCAGGGCUAGAUUAUGAUGUAGUUACCAAAAAUUUAACAUCAUUAAACUCUAUUUGUUCACCAAAUUCGCAAAAUAUAAAAAUGGAUAAAAACAAUAUUAGGGUCAUCGACACAGAUUCAAAUUUAGAAUUGAUGAACGUUAAAUUACCAAAUAAUUUUACCUCAUUUGUAUAUGCAACAACGGAUGGCAUUGAAAAUUUAAGUGUUCUAUUUACUACAGGUGAAUUGAAAUAUAUGUUCCAAAACUAUAAAAAUGGUAAUAUAACUGAAUCUUGGGAAAGAAAUGAAUCGUUAACAGAUAUUGUGGCACAUGCAUAUGUAACCCUUCCAGAUCUGGAAUUACUGCAAACUUCAGAUGAGAUACUUGCCGAGUACACACUAUCUAAUCCAAUAUUCGCAUAUCUUCACAGAAUUAAAAAUAAUAUUAAUAGGAUAAUAUCUUUCAUUAGAAUGAAUAGAUUGUCCCCUGGCACUAUAUUAACAAAUAUCUUGUUUAGUGAUACAGUAGAUGGUUCAGAAACUAUUAAAACUAAACAAAAUUUCAAAUUUGGUUUUUCAAAAUUACUGAUUGUGGGAACUAAGAGAGGUCAAAUAUCAGCUUUAGAUAUUCUAAACGGUAAGCCGUUAUGGAACCUACAUCCAUUGGAUAAAAAGAUUGUUUCAAUUGAGUGGAAUUCAUCUAGUAAAGAAUUUAUUGUUGUUUAUGAAACUGGACAAUAUUUUGCAUACAAAUUAACUGAUUUUUAUGCACCAAUUCAAAGUUUCAAUGGCUCUUUAAAAUCGCAAGUUAGAAGUAUUAAUUUGUUAGAUGAUUCAUCUACCUUGUAUGUUAACUAUAAAAGUGGUGAUAAGGAAAUAGUAUCUUUGUCAAAAAGUGAUGACUUGCUUCAAAAUAAAGUUAUUUUUAUUACUGAUCACAAUGAAAGAGGCCUAUCCGGUCAUAUGCAAAAUUCUACAGAUAAGAUUAUGAAUACCUGGAAGAUUGAUAUUCCAAAAAAUGAAAAGUUAGUUGCAUACGCCAAGAGAAUUGACGAACCAAUUGCCAAUAUCGGUGUGGUUACAGGAAAUAGAACUGUUCUUUACAAAUAUUUAUAUCCAAAUUUGGUAAGUUAUGCAGUCGUAGACAAAGAAACUAAAUCAUUAUACAUUGAUAUCGUUGAUUCUGUAACAGGAUCUGUAUUAUAUACUCAAAAACAUGAUGAUUCUGUUAAUGAUAAACUACCUAUCAAUAUGGUAUUUGGUGAACAUUGGAUAGUAUAUUCAUAUUUCAGCUCCAAUCCAAUUCCAGAACAAAAGCUUGUUGUUAUCGAAUUAUAUGAUUCAUUGUCAUUAGAUGUCAGGGUUUCUGAUCCAAAUAAAACAUAUAAUCCAUUAGAUGGUAUCUAUAAACCAAAAGUUAUUACAAAAUCAUACUUUUUCCCAGAAAUCAUCAAGUCAUUGCAACUAUCUAAAACAAAAUUCAAUAUAGCAAGCAAAGCAAUUCUAAUAGAAACACAAGAUGGACAAAUGUCUUAUAUUCCAAAGUACAUUGUUGGUGCAAGACGUAAAGAAGAAAAAUUAAUGACUGAUGAUGAUAAAAAAGAGUUUAUGGCUGCCCCUUAUAACAGUAAUAUUCCAAGCAAUGAUCAUUUUGUUAUUACGCACUCUAGACAAUUACUUAUGGGCAACGAAUCAAUCAUUUCAUCAGUCGCCACAAACUUAGAGUCCACUAGUAUUGUCUGUAAUCUAGGACAUGAUAUAUUUUGUACUAAAAUAUAUCCAUCAUCCCAAUUCGAUAUAAUGAACCCAACCUUCGAGAAAGGCAAAUUAUUAUUAACUAUUGUAAUCAUGUCAUUAGUUUUGUUCUUUAUACGUCCAAGAAUGACAAUAAAACAAUUGAAAACAAAAUGGAUGGUAAGAGAUUGA
This is a messenger RNA of Tetrapisispora phaffii CBS 4417, 2232 nucleotides long. It is a transcript of the gene EMC1, whose product is annotated as Emc1p. Lineage: Eukaryota; Fungi; Ascomycota; Saccharomycetes; Saccharomycetales; Saccharomycetaceae. Gene Ontology annotation, cellular component: EMC complex. The coding region runs from base 1 to 2232 and encodes 743 amino acids. The transcript has a single exon. The record is from RefSeq and is a predicted model, not a curated record. Gene Ontology annotation, molecular function: protein binding. Gene Ontology annotation, biological process: protein folding in endoplasmic reticulum.